AUGAGUACUCUGAGCAAGCAAAACAAAAGAUCGGAAGACAGAGAGGGUGAAACCAUUAGAGGUGAUUCAACAAUGUUUGAAAGCGAUGUUGUUGAUCCGCCUUUGGCCAUAAGUAACGAUGAUCAACAUUUGGUCAAAAGGAAUAUAGGUGAAGGUGGCGAGCAGGGAAAGAAGAAAAAACGUAGUGAAGAAAGAAAGCACGAUGAGUGUAACCAGUUCAAAAGGGAUGAAUGUGAAGAUGAUGAUGAGCAAGGAAAGAAGAUGAAAAAGAAGAAGAAACUAAUUGAAGGAAACACACUUAAUGAGCGCAAUGACUUUAGCAGCAAUGAAGGUGAAGAUGGAGAGCAGGCAAAGAAGAUAAAGAAAAAGAAGAAGAAACGGAGUGAAGAAAGCGAACAUAAGGAUUAUAACAAGGACAAAUGCAAUGAAUGUGAAGUUAAUGAUCAAGGCAAAAAGAUGAAGAAGAAAAAGGAAGCAAAGGCAGUUACAAAUGAAUCUCCUAACUCUGCAUCUAAACCCAAACGGAAAUGGUUCUUCGACCCCGUUAUUAUCCUUUGGCUAGAGGGCUGUUGGAAGAUAAUUGCACAAGCCCUACCUCAUAGGCCUGCCUAUAGUGUGUAUAAUCGCGGUCAUGUUUUGUUUGAAAACAAUGUGGAGUUUCAUUGGACACCUGAUGAGCGUGAAUUUGUACGGAAGGCCUACGAGCAACAUGGACCUGAUUCGAGGGCAGUAGCUGAUGCUUUGGGUAAAAGUCGAGAUCAGGUGAAAGAUUUGUGGCGCAGAAUAAAGUAUACUGAGUUAAAAAGAGGAGCUUGGUCCCAAGAUGAGUAUCAAACUUUAUUUAAUUUAGUAAACCAAGAUCUCCGUGUUAGGGCUUUAGAACCUUAUAGAAAAUCCCAACAUGGUAUGUUGCGAGAUAAUAUUUCUUGGGAGGCAAUUAGUCACAAGUUGAAAACCCGAGACAGUGCAAUUUGCUGUUUGAAGUGGUAUAACAAGUUAGUAUCGCCGAUGAUUGCUAAUGGUGAAUGGAUGGAUUCCGAUGACUUCCGCUUGAUAGGUGCUUUAUAUGCUUUGGAUGCUUGCUGCAUGGAAGAGGUAGACUGGGACAAUCUAAUUGAGCAUAGGUCUGGUGAUGUAUGCAGACAACGAUGGGAUCAAAUGGUCCAACAUAUUGGCAAACGUGCAGGGAAGUCAUUUAUUGAGCAGGUUGAAAUUCUUGCGAAGAGAUUUUGUCCAGACUUAUUGGAAGCAAGAGAGGCUUUUGAGAACAAACCUGUGAUUUGUUGA
Molecule: messenger RNA, 1287 nt
Organism: Vicia faba (fava bean)
Lineage: Eukaryota; Viridiplantae; Streptophyta; Magnoliopsida; Fabales; Fabaceae
Source: the annotation of a GenBank genome assembly